AUGUCGACCUUUUCUGACAACACCGCCAGCAAUGCCCCGGGCACCUCCAACGUGCGAUGGCAAUUUAUCGACUCUUCGAACAAUAGUCGAACCAACUUGACCCAAGUGAAGCGUCAUGUUAUGCAAGAAUACAUGCGCCAGAAGAAAAGUGGCACUCGCCAGAGUGAAAGUGAAGAGGAGCAACCACGAGCAAAGCGUGGGAGACCUAAGAAGACUCGAGGUGCAACACGAAGAUCGGAGAGGAAAGCAAAAUCAGAUGGGGAUAACAAUAACAAUCAAACCCGAGCAAGAAGGUCAACGAGAAAGCAAGCUACACGCGAAGAAGACCUUAUUGUCCAGGUCAACCGCAAUAUGUUUGCUUCGGAUCACAUCUCGUCGGAUUCUCCGUUGAUUGCAUCCGAUGAUAUGCCCUCAUUUCCCCCUUUUCGACCAUCUUCUGCCCAAUCUCAUGAUGUUCCUCUUCCACUGGAUGGCUUUGUCGAUGUAAAUCCACAGAGUUCUCCGAGCCAUGAUCUAUAUUUUAACAAUUUCUCAUGGCCCUCAAUCCCCACGAUGCCAUAUCAAUUCAUGCAAUCACCGAGUACUAUGAUGAGCGAUGCGCCAACCGACUCAUUCAACACUCUUCCCAUAGAGCUGGAUCGAGAUGGACAGGGGAUAUUUGACCCCUAUGUGAACGAUAUGGCGACGGCCUCUUAUGGAUCCCACUACCGGCCCAUCGCUCACAACAGUUAUAUAUCAGUUUUUGUGCCUGAGACAAUGAAAGCCGAAUCUCAGAACACUCUCCUUAAUAAUGAUCGUGCUGUUUCCAUGCUCCAGGAGCACCGCUCUGACAAUCUCCAUGACGUCUCCGACAUUGCAAUUAUGUCCUGUCUGAGUGCCGCAGCCCUGGAAGGCUCUGAUCCCCGACCUGGCCGCAAGGAAAUAAGCUGGGUGCACAUGCGAGCUGCACGCGAGAUGAUACAAGCGCGCGGUGGACCCGCUGUAUUUGCAAAAACUCGCAUCGGCAUGAUGAUCAACUGGCAAAAUGAUAUCUUGCCGGGAUAUGAAACCCGUGGGCCUAACUUCUUCUAUGGAUACGACCAACAUGCUGCGGCCUCAUCGGAAUCUUUGGUAUCCAUACCACAACACACUCCCAUUAUACGCUCAACACCAUCUCCGCUAUAUUCCGCGUCCUCGGCCUUCUCUGAAGUCUCGCCCAGCCCUGAACCUCGAACAAUGCUUCCAUCUCACUCAGAAACCAUCCCGGUAGAAGAGACAAAAUUCCAAUGCGAAGAAUUUCUCGAUUUCCUCCGACGCUGUGAACAACUUGCCCUAUACCAACGCGAGAACCCCCAAUCAUCGUACAUUACCCGACACACAGCAGUUCAAGAAACGUCAAUCCUUUACCAAAUACUCUCAGCACCUGCAGGCACCCGAUUCCCCACGCUAUCCGACCGAAAACAAAUGGUCGCCCGCUUAACAGCACUGAUGACACUCAAUGCCGCAAUGUGGGAUUACCGAAACACCCCGGCGCGCGCAGCAAUCUUCCUCGACACACUCGAGAAAUCUAUGGUCGACAGCGAAGUCGGCAUGAAUGGCUCUCUUGAAGCCAUGCUUAAAACUGUGCUUGAAUGUACUGACGGCACUUCUGAUGGCUGGUCCACCAGUGCCGACAGCUUUGCUUCCACUGCACCAAUAGAGGAGCUUCCAGACUUCUCUCAGUACUUUCCAACUGCUACCUCACCCUAUGCGCGCCCGUGGUUCGCUGGUCGCAUGCUGAAGAUUGCAAAUCGGUUAAGCUCUUUAUCGUGGUACCGUGUUAAUGAGUUUUUAUUCUCGUGUUUGACACUCCAGAUGCAGGAGCCCUCCACGGCUCUCUGGGAAGCCAGUUUACGUCGGGAGAUUCUCGAUGGGCCAACUACCUAUGUUGUGCGCUAA
Molecule: messenger RNA, 1917 nt
Organism: Penicillium vulpinum
Lineage: Eukaryota; Fungi; Ascomycota; Eurotiomycetes; Eurotiales; Aspergillaceae
Product: sigma-70 region 2 family protein
Exons: 2
Coding region: 1-1917 (638 amino acids)
Source: RefSeq, a predicted model, not a curated record